Messenger RNA from Macadamia integrifolia, 1171 nucleotides. RefSeq names its product monothiol glutaredoxin-S15, mitochondrial-like. The transcript has 7 exons. The coding region runs from base 323 to 838 and encodes 171 amino acids. Lineage: Eukaryota; Viridiplantae; Streptophyta; Magnoliopsida; Proteales; Proteaceae. The record is from RefSeq and is a predicted model, not a curated record.
GAUGAAAUCAAACCAAAAUCGAUCCAAACCGACCGAUUGACACCCCUGUGAGUCUUAUGCAUCUCACGUAGUGAAAUGAAGCUCUAAAAUGCACUUUUCUUUCUCUGCAGACCAAAUCGAAGGUUUCUCAAACGGAUCCUACGAAGUGAUAAUUUUGGCACAGAUCUACUCCUUCAUUCCAACUUUGAACUCUGGAGAACUCGGGUAAAUCUCUACACAGUAAUCCUUUUAAAUUAGGUACGUUUCAUACUUUUAUUUACAUAUUGGUUUGUGCCUAUUGUAAAUACAAGGGCUGAAGCAUUUGAAUCUCCUAUAUAAUAUAAUGGCUAGAUCACUAUCUAGUUUACUCUUGAAGGGUGUUGCAGGCCUUCCAGCUGCCCAUGCCUUGAGGACAGCGGUGGCAGGAUCUUUCUACCAUCAUGUCAGGACCUAUUCUACUAAUUUGACUGAUGAUCCUGAUACUCAUGACGACUUUAGACCCACCAGCAAGCUUGUCGGAUCUGACAUCUCUAAUGAUGCCAUUGUCAAGCAGGAUGUCAAGGAAAAUCCUGUGAUGAUUUAUAUGAAAGGAGUUCCUGAUAUGCCUCAAUGUGGAUUUAGUUCACUAGCAGUUAGAGUACUGAAAGCAUACAAUGUUCCUUUCGGUGCUAGAAAUAUUCUGGAAGACCCUGAACUGAAGACUGCUGUUAAAGCCUUCAGCAACUGGCCUACAUUCCCUCAGAUAUUCAUCAAAGGAGAAUUCGUUGGAGGAUCUGAUAUUAUUCUCAAUAUGCACCAGACUGGGGAACUGGAGGAAAAGCUCAAGGAUGUUUCUGCCAACCAGGAAAGCAAGGAAUAGACGCUGCUCUUGCAUCUAAGAUGCUGAGAUUUUUUGGAGGGCGAUUAUUUGUUUCUACCACAUAUUCCUGUGUGGUCAAAAGAUGGGCAAGAGAAGGUAUAUCUUAUGAGUAAUUUCAGCAAUAAAUUGAAUGUGGUAAAAGGAUACAGAAUGUUUCCCUUGCAAUUUUUAUUAGAGUUUGUGUUGUUUCUUGAUUUGCAACUAAGUGAUAGAAGGAUAUAUAAUAUUUUUUUUUGCGGGGUGCAUCUUCUGUGAAUCUCAGACAUUACCACCCAAUUCUCAGGGCUGAAACCAAUGCAAAUGAAAUAACAAGGCUUCAAUAUUCUUUUGGAA